This is a messenger RNA of Theobroma cacao (cacao), 3116 nucleotides long. Its product is annotated as zinc finger CCCH domain-containing protein 53-like. Lineage: Eukaryota; Viridiplantae; Streptophyta; Magnoliopsida; Malvales; Malvaceae. The record is from RefSeq and is a predicted model, not a curated record. Gene Ontology annotation, molecular function: metal ion binding; RNA binding.
CCCAUGAACCCCGAAAAACCAAAAUAAACAGAGAAAGUGAGAGUGAGUUUACUCUCCCAAGGUUGCCUGCAGGCUUUUGCACUGCCACCAAAAGUUGUGGUUCUAAGUUUUUAAGUAAGGAAGAGAGAGAAAGACCAGAAGUAGCAUCAGCAGCAGCUCCGAAGCACCUACCUUGGAUUCUUUUGUUUUCCCUUCAUUGCUUCCUCUUCUUCUUCUCCAACACCAAGCUUUCUUCUCCCCUUUUAAUUAGUUUUUGUUGUUUAUCUUUUUUUUUCCCUUCUUUGAUGGGUUUGAGAGAGGAAGCUUCAGCUCAUUACAUUUUUGUUUAUAACCUCAAAAUGUUUUUACUAAAAUAAAAUAAUAUUAACCCACACCCAUCAUUGCCCUUUUGAAGCAAAGUCCACUCUUGUAAUCUUUCAUCCUCUUUCCUUCUCUAUCAUUUCCUUCUCUCUCUCUCUCCCUCUUUCUCUGUAGAACUGAUUUUUUUUUUUAGCACUUGAGCUAAGUGGUUUUUUUUUUUUAAAAAAAGGAUUUUCGUUUCUCCAUGGAUUCAUAUGAAGCUACAAGGAUAGUUUUUUCAAGGAUCCAAAACUUGGACCCUGAAAAUGCUUCAAAAAUCAUGGGUUAUCUCCUCAUUCAAGACCAUGGAGAGAAGGAAAUGAUACGUUUAGCCUUUGGACCAGAAGCUCUUAUCCACUCUCUAAUCCUGAAAGCCAAAACACACCUAGGAUUUUCCAUCUCAAGCCCACCAACUCCUUGCACUCCUUCUUCUUCUCCUUUUUCUUCCAGGCCAAGCGCCUUAUCCAUCCCUUCUUCUUCAAGACUUACCGCUACCAACAACACCAAUGGCUUUGAAAUUACGAACCCUUCUUCUCCAUCCACUAAUACUUGGCCUCCUCUUAGCCAUCGUCCCAUCAGUCCAAGCUCAAAUUCCUCUCUUUCUUAUGCCAGUAUUGUUAAUGGAACCAGUAACAUUGCAAAUGGCUCUGGAUCUUUACCCUCAAUGGCUUCAUGUGGAAAUACCUGCAAUGACAAUGAAUUCAUUGAUGACUACCACUUCCAGGACCAUCUUUCGUUUCUCAACGACUCAAAACCUGAAGAUUUGUUUGAUCCUCGGCUUGACUUAGCAAUGAGUCCAACUGGCUACACUGAUUCUCCUUUACAUAGGAGGAGUUUUUCGGUUCCUGGACUGUGUUUUGGGGCUGAAGAUGUGAAUUCUGGGGUUGGAUGGAAGCCUUGUUUGUACUUUGCUAGAGGGUUUUGUAAGAAUGGUACUAGCUGUAGGUUUCUUCAUGGAGAUUGUGCUGAUGUUGCUGCUAUUGUGGGUUCUCCAAGCAAGCUUAAUGAGUUGGAACAGUGCCAAGAGUUGCUUAGAUCAAAAGCUCUUCAACAACAGCAGCAGCAGCAGCAACAACAACACAAGCUAGCUGCAGGUUCGCAGUUCCUGGCUGGAGCUUCUUUUCCAUACAGCAAGUGUGUUAAUUUCCUUCUUCAACAACAAAAUGACACUCAUAGAUCAGCAGCGGCAGCAUUCAUGAUGGGAGAUGAGCUUCAUAAGUUUGGGCGGUGCCGUCCAGAAAGAAAUGAUUUUGCAGCAGUGGGGUUAGGAGGAUCAGUUAAUCCAGGCUCUAGACAGAUUUAUUUGACAUUUCCAGCUGACAGUACUUUUAAGGAAGAAGAUGUUUCAAAUUACUUCAGCAUCUACGGACCAGUGCAAGAUGUGAGGAUACCUUACCAGCAAAAGAGGAUGUUUGGGUUUGUUACAUUUGUGUAUCCAGAGACAGUGAAGCUCAUUUUGGCCAAAGGAAACCCUCAUUUUGUCUGCGAUUCUCGUGUGCUCGUCAAGCCUUACAAGGAGAAGGGGAAAGUCCAAGAAAAGAAGCAACAACAUCAGCAACAACAAUUGGAGAGAGGAGAGUAUUCCACAUGCUCAAGUCCGUCUGGGCUUGAUUCCAGGGAGCCAUUUGAUUUCCAUCUCGGAACAAGAAUGUUGUACAACAAUACUCAAGAGAUGCUGUUGAGAAGGAAAUUGGAAGAGCAGGCUGAUUUGCAGCAAGCCAUUGAGCUUCAAGGAAGAAGGUUAAUAAAUUUGCAGCUGCUGGACUUCAAGGAUCAUAAUCAUCCUCAGUACCAUCAUGGUCUGUCCACUGGCUCCCCUAUUCCUUCACCGACUGUAUCUCAUACUCCCAACAAUCAAGCACUCAUUUUUCCAGCUGAUGGCAUUGAUCAAGAAGACCCAGAAGAGAACGGUGGUAGCCCAGUCACAGUUAUUUCCAAAUUGGCUACUGCAAAUGCCGAUAAGCAGCUGGAGGAAGUGAAUCCAGGUUGUAAUCACAUCAAUGAGACUGGUAAUAGUAAUACUAAGGAGGAGAAGGCCAACACUGAAGAAAGUGAUCUCCCUGAAAGCUUGGAGCACAUUCUCCCUGAUAACCUGUUCGCUUCUCCUAAGAAAUCAGCUGGUGAUCACCUCACUGUCUUCUCUGCCAAUUCUGUAGAGGCUGACAACAAAACCACUAGUCCAACUACAUCUUGCUCUAACAGUAACCCUUCACUGGCCAACACCUCCAGCCUCAAUAUGGCUUCUCUAAAAUCUUGUUUUCUACAAAUGCCCAGGUAUUCUUCUGGGCAUGGAACCAUUGGCAUGUAGUUGGCAAAGGUGAGCAUGGCCAGCAAAGGGGGAAAUUGACUUUUCCAUGAAACAUUGGGAAGCAUAUUAUACAAGGAAGAUUAUAAGAAAAAAAAAUCCUCUAGCUGUAUAGCCAAAACCAUACCCACAACAAAGAAAAAGAUCUGUAGACAAGAUCUCAGCAAGAUCAUCAUCAUCAAUACAUACUACUUACAAUGAAUACAUAAUGUAUAGGUAAAGGACAGAGGAACUGAUUUAUGGGAGUGGGGUCUUUCUCUUUCCCUACUGUGACCCUUCCUGUAGGUGAGUGUGCUGGACCACACAGUAAUCGUAGAAGAAACAAAAGCUAGUAACUCUUUAAUGAUAUUGUAAUUUUACUAUUUCCCUUCUGUUUUUCUUUGCUACUCUUUUUACCCUCCUUUUUCUAAGUGAGGUGAAAAAAGGAACUACAAAUAAAUGAAAUCUGUAUGAAGGAUAUAGUUCCAUGUCA